AUGAACGUCAGCGAUAAGCUAUCUUUCGUUUCAACUCUGCACCGAGCGCCGUACCCUGCAAUCGACCCUCGGAGGCCAUCCAGUUCUGCUGCCGGGAAGACGAUUUUGAUUACUGGUGGCGCGACGGGUAUCGGAUUCGCUGUCGCCAGAAACUUUGCCCUCGCUGGAGCGUCAACUAUUGUGCUUCUUGCGCGUCGGGAGGAAACCCUCAAGAAUGCAGCUUCAGAACUCUCUGCUGCAUUUCCAGACACCCAAUUCCUCACGUAUGCGGGGAGCAUCACAGACGACGCCGAGAUUCAGAAGGUCUUCUCCUCUGUCCGACGGACUGCACUAAACAAAGAUGUUGAUGUGCUUGUCAUGUGCGCCGCCUUUAUAAAGGCCGACAAACCUCUGUCCAAGACUCCGUUGUCAGAAGUGAAGACAACGUUCGAAACAAACGUGUUCGGCAACCUGAAUGUCGUGAAUACGUUCCUCGAUGCGCCGAGAAAGGAAGGCAAGGUCAUUGUGGAUUUUACCAGCUAUGCAUCCUAUAUGCCCUUUCCACAAACCGGCCCGUACGGCGCUAGCAAAGAUGCAUUCUCGUUUUUGAUGCGUCAUGUGCAAAAUGAGCACCCGGAGUUACGUGUUUAUACUUUACAUCCUGGCGCCGUCUGGACUCAGGCAGCUGCUGCGGCAGGGAUGACUAAAGAUAUGCUUGAUUGGGACGACGAAGACCUGCCAGGCCAAUUUGUUGUCUGGUUAGCUGGCCAGGAGGCAGCUUUCUUGAAAGGAAGGUUCUUGGCCAGCCAUUGGGAUGUAACCGAGUUGAUGGCUAAAAAAGAAACUUUUGAGUUGGAUGCGGAUCUGAGCACUAUUGGGCUGAGACGCUGA
Aspergillus udagawae is the source of this 870-nucleotide messenger RNA. RefSeq names its product SDR family NAD(P)-dependent oxidoreductase. Gene Ontology annotation, cellular component: cytosol. Gene Ontology annotation, molecular function: oxidoreductase activity. NCBI's taxonomy places the organism in Eukaryota, Fungi, Ascomycota, Eurotiomycetes, Eurotiales, Aspergillaceae. The transcript has a single exon. The record is from RefSeq and is a predicted model, not a curated record. The coding region runs from base 1 to 870 and encodes 289 amino acids.